AAAUUUUUGUUGAUCGGUAACCUACAGCAUAUGUAAAGACAAUUGACGAUCGCAACACAUGACGCAAACGAAAAAGUUUUACUGUAACGAAAUUUAUCAGUGUAUGCACAGCUUGACUGACCAAGUAUUAAAUCAGUAAUAUAACACAAAAUAUAUUAGAAAGAGCUCCAGUUUCGCAUGAACGGUCUAUAAUAUCGGAUAGUUAAUCACUUGCGAUAAAACUAUUGCCAUAUUGCCAUAUUAUGGCGUUUACGACGGUACUUACGACCGCCUUGCUGGUCACCUGCGCAAGCGCUGGCUUUCCAGCGUGGAACGAAGACUUCCCAUUCCCAGGAUUUCCAGCACCGAUGGUGUCAUUGCGAUUCGCCACGCCUCAAGCCAUGGCUGGUGUCCCGAAGUUCCCAUUCCCAUUCUUCGGCGGGUUUCCUUUCCCGACAAUGCCUCCUAUGGGCUUCCCUGCUAUACCGUCGGUCCAGGAUAUAGCCGGUAGCAUCCCAGCCGGCGGGACGUACAACGGUGUGAUGGUCAGCACCCAGUCUGAGUCCAAGAGGAACGAGGAUGGCACCGUCGUCAAGUCCGGUGGCUCCACCGUCAUGAUCAACGACAACGGCAAAGUUACCGUAGAAAAGACAGGAGAUUCACCGCCAGAAAUUGUGCCUCCAACUAAUAUACCCGCUUUCAAAAAGAUAGGGCCGAAACCGAUGAAAUUCUCAGAUAUGUUUGGCCCGUCUAGUGAAGAAAUCAAGACAAUAUCUCCGGAGGAACUUGAAGAUUAUGUACCAUCAAAAGGGGAAAAGUUUAAAGGACACGCCGUUGUAAGUAGCAGCUUCUCCACAAACGUCAAUGGGCAGAAGAAAGAGGGCGCUGUCGUGACCAAAGUCAAGAAUGACGACGGAACAGUUUCUACGCACAACUUUGUUUACCAAUCGGAUGAUUCACAGUAAUAUUAUUUCUCUGUAUAUUCGUAAACGGUUUCAACUCAUUGUAAUCACGACUAAUCUCCACAACUCCACAAGAAAAUAAGUAUACUCGUAGUCUAUGUCCAGAUCAGCAUGAGUGAAGACGAGUUACCUACCACACACGAGCUACCCAUAUGGAAAACAAUAGAGUAUUUAUAUAACUACUACCCCAUUCUCCAUCAUUUCAUUCUAUUCUUUCUUCUUUUAUCCCAAGCAACCGCUUAAACUGUUUACGAACAUACGCGUAUCACCCUAAGUAAUACCGCCAAAAAUCAUUAUUCAUCAUUUAUCGUUAAAGUUCAGAUUGAAUAUAGAAUGACGUAGCUUAAGUUAAUUUAAAACAAGGCUUGUGUUUCAUAGUCAUACUUAACUUCAAUAAAAUCGUUUGUAUAAAGCAGUUAAUUUUAAGUUUUGUAUAUGCAAUUCUAUUAUUAUUUGAUUCUGUGCGAUUAAAUUGUCAUAAACACUUUG
Molecule: messenger RNA, 1430 nt
Organism: Trichoplusia ni (cabbage looper)
Lineage: Eukaryota; Metazoa; Arthropoda; Insecta; Lepidoptera; Noctuidae
Product: seroin-like
Exons: 7
Coding region: 243-944 (233 amino acids)
Source: RefSeq, a predicted model, not a curated record